AGGUAAAUUUGAUUGUUUAUGGAAAACAAAUAUUUCUAAGUUGAUUAUAGGUGAAAGGUUAAAACAAAAAUAAUACGCUUAAAAUGGAAAUAAAAUGUUUUCCUUUUUUGUAUGGAAAAUCUUUUCCUUUUAAGAAUUACGAAGUAAAUUGCUGGUUAAAAAGAUUAGGUUAAGUUUUAUGACGGAAAAUCAUAUCGUUUCCUUUUAAAAGAUAGAACUGCAGGUUAAAAACAUUACGUUUUAUGCUUCAAACAAAAACAUUAGGUUUUAUGUAUUUUUUAUCAUAUUGUUGACGAUAUGAUGGAGCCAUACGCCGAUGCGAGUUGUAUUUUGAGAGUGGAUAUUCAUUGUGAUGCAUGCAAGUCGAAGAUGGUUGAUGUCAUCAGUUCCGUUUCUGGUCCAUAUACAAUUGACAUAGAUGGAGAGGAAAAUGUGUUGAAAAUAUGUGGAGAAGUUGAACCUAACCGUCUCUUGACUGCAUUAUCAAGAGUUGGGAAACACACUGAAAUUGUGAAGGCCAAUUUGAAGCACCCUGCUUUGCGUCUUACUAAUAACACCUCCGCCUACCGUCAUGGUGGCUCCGCCCGUGAUCACGGCGGCGGCUACUCCAUGUAUGGCGCCGGCUAUGGCCCAGGCCCCGGAUACUCAGCCGUACAUCAGUCUUAUCAAGCAUUUCCGGUCAGGGGCGCCGCCGCCGCCCUCCCUCACCCUCCUCCACAUUAUCUUUAUGACUACACCCCCAGAUAUGUUAGGCCACACCCUUUUCAUUUCUAAAAGGUUACCAUAUGGAGAAAGUCAGAACUUAUUACUAUGAAGACUGCUAAUUACCUGGAGUUAUUUUGAUCGGUUCAGUGUUUGAGAUUAUCGUUUUACCAAACGAUACAAUUCCAAGAAGUUAUUUAAUUUUUUUAAUUACUUUGAAUUCAGAGUUUCAUUUAAGAACUACUACAUAUAUUGGACUGGAGUUUUCUCUUAAAGCUAAGUUUGAAGUAAAUAAAUACUCCUUAAAAGAAUAAUUGAGGAUUAUUUUU
This is a messenger RNA of Cuscuta campestris, 1031 nucleotides long. The record is from the annotation of a GenBank genome assembly. NCBI's taxonomy places the organism in Eukaryota, Viridiplantae, Streptophyta, Magnoliopsida, Solanales, Convolvulaceae.